Paramecium sonneborni is the source of this 2352-nucleotide messenger RNA. The record is from the annotation of a GenBank genome assembly. Lineage: Eukaryota; Ciliophora; Oligohymenophorea; Peniculida; Parameciidae.
AUGAAUGCCAUCUCUGAUUUAGAUCAAUUGUUAUUCCAAAAAUCUAAUAAACCUUAAUCCUCAUAAAAUCCUGAUAUUACCAUCACUUCUUACAGUGAUAUCUCAGAUGGAACUCCCAAUAAACAAUUAUUCAAAUUUCCUAUUAAUACCAAUCCACAACAAAUUCAACCAUAAAUGCAAGCUUCUGAUUCUAUUAUGGAGUCAAUGACACCAAAAAAAAUCAAUAAAUUAAUCGACUGGUCUAAAUAUAAUGUAGCACCUGGAAAUGCCAAAAAUAUAUUUCCACAAGUUGCUGGAAUUAGCAUAGAAUUCUCUAAUGAAAACUCAUUAAACUUUAAACAAUUAAUUAAACCAAAUGAAGACAAUCAAUCAAAUAAAUUUAUUGACAUGCAAUAAAAUACAAAUGAUUUCUCUCACUUAGAAGUUAAUACUACUAAAAAUGAAUAAUUAGAUUCCAAAAAUAUUUAAUCCCUAUAUCAUUCCAUUCUAUUAAAAGAUUCUAUUAUUACACAAUUAAAAAAUCAAAUCACAUCAUUGCAAUCUUCAGAAUCAACCUUACAAUCAGAAAUACAAAAAAUAUAUAAAGUUCUCCAUUCUAAAGAAAGAACUAUUGAAAAUUAAGAAUUACAAAUCUCUAAUCUAACAACUCAUCUUAAAAAUGAAUAAUAAGACUAAAAUAUUCUAUCUGAUAUUAAAAAAUCAACUGAUUAUGAAAUCAAUCCACAUUGUUAAUAGUGUUUUGCUGCAAAACAAGAAUUGAAAAACAUUUUAUAAGAAUGUUCAUUAGACAACUAAUUAACAAUUCUAGAGUCUGAAAAUAAUUUAUCAGCUUAAAUACGUGAAAUUGUAACACUAUUAUUAACAAAAUAAAGACAAUAAAUUGAUAUAGCAUUAGAAUAAUAAGAUGAAUAAAUUAAAGAAUUAAACGAUUAAAUUUAAUAAUCUUAAGUAUAAAAAACUUAAAUCUUAGAAGAAAAUAAUGCAUUGCAAAAAAAAAUCUAAUUAAUUUUUAAUGAAUACCAAGAAUAAGAAAAGAAUUUAAUAUAAGAAUUCGAAUAAAUUAAGAUAAUUAAUUAUAAUCUGGCCUAAGAAAAUUAACAAUAUAAAUAAUAAAUUUAAUCUUCUAAAAGUAAAGAUUUCAUUAAAUCCAUAGAUGCAGAUAAAUUUAAAGGUUAUACCUCUGUUUAAUCAGAAAAAUGUGAAAUCAAUAAUGAUAUCAAUUAAAUUCGAUAAUAAUUUUAAAAUUAAGUUAAAGAAUUACUUCAAAAGAUAUAAGAUUAUGAAAAAUAAAUUCAACAAUUGAAGGAGGACACUUUCAUAAAACAAAAAGUAUUUUAUUUAAUUAAUUGAAUAGAGCAAUUAUAAAUUAUAAUUAUAAAAAAUUAAAGAAAAUGAUAAAAAAAAAAUUGAAUUAUUCUCUUAAAUCAAAAUAUUAUAAUAAACAUAAAAAGAAAAUGAAAAAUCUAUAUAAGAAUUGAAAGAUGAUUAAGAAAAAUUAAAGAAGAAAAUUUAAUUUAAAAAUAUUGAAAUCAAAUAAUUAUUAGAGUAGAAUAGAACAAUUUUAGAUAAAAAUAAUGAAUUAAAUGCUAAAAUAAAUUAAUUGGAAUAAAAAUUAGUCCUAUAAGAACCAAAUUAGAAAGAAUAUAAAUAGUCUCCAAAAAGUAGAAGUCUAGAAUAAAGUAGAGUAAUUAGUUAACAUUUAUAACCCAAUCUUAAUUAUCAAUAUUUAAAUUAAUUGAUAAAUGAAUACAAAAGCUAUUAACAAGAAUUUAUAGAUCUAAAAGGAGUUUUUGCUGAAAAAUUAAAAUAAUAUGAAAUCUUAUAAAAUGUAUAAAUAUAUUCAUUAUCAUAUAGAAAAUACAAAAAUUAUAAAAUGAUAAUUUCUCAUUAAAUCAAUAAAACUAAAAACUCAUUUAAGAAAAUAAACAAAUAAAAAAUGAUAUAAAUAUUACUAAAAGAACAAGUGAAGAAUUAACUACAACUGUAAGAUGCUCUGCAGCUACAGGAGAAUCUACUCAAAUGAAAUCUUUUAUUAAAUAAAGUGAUUAUGAUACAGAAAAGAAAAAACAAUUUAACAUUAUAGAUUAAUUGGAACCUGAAUUAUUAUCUACUGAAGAGACUCUUCAUAUUUUAAAAGAGAUAUUAAUUAGAUCUGUCAAAUCAUUUGAAUUAAUUAGGAAAAUUUAUCAAAUAUCUGAAAUUAAGGAACUUUUAUUCAUAUUUUCUAAAAUAGAUGAAAAAUGUUUGAGUUCAAACUAAAAAUUAAAUAAAAUAGUUAGUUGUUUAUUAGGAGAAAGAAGGAAAUUAUAAUGGACAAAUAAAAAUGAGAAACUAGAUUUUUUAAAUUCUUGA